AUGAGCAUUAUCAGCAUCAUAAUUAUUCUGGCUGGAGCGAUUGCACUCAUCAUUGGCUUCGGUAUUUCAGGGAGACACUCCAUCACGGUCACUACUCUGACUUCAGCUGGGAACCUCGGAGAGGAUGGAAUCUUGGGCUGCACUUUUGAACCUGAUAUCAAACUUUCUGAUAUCGUGAUACAGUGGCUGAAGGAAGGUGUUAUGGGCUUGGUCCAUGAAUUCAAAGAAGGCAAAGAUGACCUAUCAGACCAGGAUGAAAUGUUCAGGGGCCGGACAGCUGUGUUUAGUGACCAAGUUAUAGUUGGCAAUGCCUCUCUGAGACUUAAAAAUGUGCAACUCACAGAUGCUGGCAUCUACAAAUGCUUUAUCAUCACUUCUAAGGGCAGAGGGAAUGCUAACUUGGAGUAUAAAACUGGAGCCUUCAGCAUCCCAGAGGUGAAUGUCGACUAUAACGCCAGUUCAGAGAGCCUGCGGUGUGAGGCUCCCAGAUGGUUUCCCCAGCCCACGGUGAACUGGGCAUCCCAAGUUGACCAUGGAGCCAACUUCUCAGAAGUCUCCAAUACCAGCUUUGAGCUGAACUCUGAGAAUGUGACCAUGAAGGUGGUGUCCGUGCUCUAUAAUGUCACAAUCAACAACACAUACUCCUGUAUGAUUGAGAACGACAUUGCCAAAGCCACGGGGGAUAUCAAAGUGACAGACUCUGAGAUCAGAAGGCGGAGUCACUUACAGCUGCUGAACUCAAAGGCUUCCCUCUGCGUCUCCUCUCUGGGCGCCAUCAGCUGGCUCCUUCUGCCUCUCUCCUCUUGCCUGACGCUGAAAUAAUGUCCCUUGGCCACCCAGAAACCUACAAAGUCACUGGG
Messenger RNA from Echinops telfairi (small Madagascar hedgehog), 860 nucleotides. RefSeq names its product V-set domain containing T cell activation inhibitor 1 (gene VTCN1). The record is from RefSeq and is a predicted model, not a curated record. The transcript is spliced from 5 exons. Lineage: Eukaryota; Metazoa; Chordata; Mammalia; Afrosoricida; Tenrecidae. Bases 1 to 822 code for a protein of 273 amino acids.